Molecule: messenger RNA, 1775 nt
Organism: Lacerta agilis (Sand lizard)
Lineage: Eukaryota; Metazoa; Chordata; Lepidosauria; Squamata; Lacertidae
Gene: NFE2
Product: nuclear factor, erythroid 2
Exons: 4
Coding region: 97-1338 (413 amino acids)
Biological process (GO): regulation of transcription by RNA polymerase II
Cellular component (GO): nucleus
Molecular function (GO): DNA-binding transcription factor activity, RNA polymerase II-specific; RNA polymerase II cis-regulatory region sequence-specific DNA binding
Source: RefSeq, a predicted model, not a curated record
UUUUGCUUCCUCGUCCACCCUCUCCGGCUGCACACCUGGCCCAGGCAGCUAGGAAUUCCAGCAGAAACAGAGUUGGGCACCCUCGUGGCUUCAUGAAUGUCUGGUCCAGGCAGCUGCACGCUGCAGAUUCACAGAGCCAGCUCUGAGAACUUUGCUGCCACGGCUAAUUUUGGGGGGACCCAGCUGGAGCAGAGGCUGGGCAGGGCCAGGCCUGACAAAAUGCCCCCUUUCCCACCCCAGCAAGGAUGGGCUCGGGGAACCUUCCUCCCCUUGUACAAUCCCCUGGCAGGGGGGGAGCUCGGCCCCCAGGGAGAAAUGGAGCUCACCUGGCAAGAAAUCCUCUCCAUCUCAGAACUGCAGGGCCUCGAGAUGCCAGUUGAAAGCUGCUAUGACCCUGCCUUAUGCGGCCAUGCACAACCCAUGGUGCCACCUCCCAGCUACGGGCCGUGCACCGAGAUGGGGGACAGUUCGAUUUCCUACAGCCAUCCUGCUCCACCAUACGAGCGCCCCUUCCCAGAAACUCUGCCAGGCCCUUGCACGGUCUACAGCUACACCGGCAUGCUGAUCUCGUCCUCCCUCGAGCCUCCUGGACCUGCCAUUCUGGGCGAAUGUAAAGGGGCACCAGGGAUGGUGUUGGAGAGGGACUUGGCCAGUUGCUAUGGACCACAAGCUCCCUGCAAGCCCCAAGAGGACUUGGAAUCAGACUCUGGCUUGUCCCUUAACUACAGCGAUGCAGAGUCCCUAGAGGCAGAGGGGCUGGAGAGGGCAGAGUAUGCGCCACUGUACCCUAUGUUGCCCCCUGUGCCAGAGUUGCCCUGUGCCAACCCACCCCUGGAACAUUCUUUGGAGAAAGGGCGGAGCCCACGUGGGGAGCUGGUUGGCAGUCGGGAUGAGCGGCGGGCCCUUGCCAUGAAUAUCCCCUUCCCAGUCGAAAAGAUCAUCAACCUGCCCGUGGACGACUUCAACGAGCUGGUGACACGCUUCCCCCUGAGCGAGCCUCAGCUGGCUCUGAUCAGAGACAUCCGCCGGCGCGGCAAGAACAAAGUGGCAGCUCAGAAUUGCCGCAAGCGCAAACUGGAGACCCUGGUUCACCUGGAGCGUGAGCUGGAGGAGCUGAGCUGCGAGCGGCAGCGGCUGCUACGGGACCGAGGAGAGUUUAACAGGACCCUGGCGCUCACCAAGCAGAAGCUGGGGGCUCUCUACCACCAGGUCUUUUGCAUGUUGCGCGAUGAAGCUGGCAACACUUACUCCCCUGAAGAGUAUGUGCUGCAGCUCGCUGCGGAUGGCGGAGUCUUCCUGGUACCGCGAAACAACCAGCCAGACAACCCGACUGACUGAGCAGAGCAGAUUCUGGCGAGAGCAAGUGCAGGGAUUGAAUAGACCCACUUGACCCAAAAUAAGCAACCCUCCACUGUUUUCAAGGAGACUCAAGGAGCCUCCACCUCAGGCUUUGAGGCUACCCAAAUAGAGGAGCACAUGGCAAAGGAAGGCAUAUACAUAUUUGUAACUGAACAAAUGCCAUUGCUUCUGAACUUAAAAGUGCUUAUGACUGUAUCUAGGCCGUUCUUUAAACACACAGCCAAUUUACAGAAUGGGGAGAGGGAAACAGGUCUGGGAGCUUGAAGAAGGCAACUAGAAUCUAUCCAAAGAACUAUUGACCUAGGUCCUAGCCAAACUAAUCACUUUUGUUAGCUUGACAUUAUUUGCUUCAUCCAAACACCAUUUCUAAGGUUAGUCUUUCACAGAGAUUGUUUACUGAAGGCAGUACAGUUGUA